Molecule: messenger RNA, 1823 nt
Organism: Oryza sativa Japonica Group (Japanese rice)
Lineage: Eukaryota; Viridiplantae; Streptophyta; Magnoliopsida; Poales; Poaceae
Source: RefSeq, a predicted model, not a curated record
AGGCAGGGGAACGCAAGGCAUAUCGUCGUCAAUUCGUCAUCUUCCCCAAUCCAACCCAACCCCCCCUGAACUGCACGGCUCGCAAUCGCAAGCCGAAAAGAGGUCAGCGAGCUGCGUAUCAGCGUAUGGCCCGCAUCUGAGGGGAGAGGAGGAGGAGGAGGAGGAGGAGGAGGGAUGGGGCGGGCGUUCGUGCACGUGAUCCUCGGCGGCGGCGUGGCCGCCGGCUACGCGGCGCUCGAGUUCGCCCGCCGCGGCGGCUACUCCCGCGGCGAGCUCUGCAUCAUCUCCGAAGAGACGGUUGCUCCUUAUGAACGUCCGGCACUAAGCAAAGGCUAUUUACUCCCAGAAGGUGCCGCUCGUCUUCCAGGAUUUCAUACCUGCGUUGGUGCCAAUGAUGAAUUACUGACGGCAAAAUGGUACAAAGAAAAUGGUAUUGAACUUGUUCUUGGAACAAAAGUGAUAACCGCUGAUGUAAGGAUGAAGACAUUGCUUACAGCCACUGGAGAAACUAUCAGCUAUAAGAAUCUUAUCAUUGCGACCGGUGCUCGGGCUUUGAAGCUGGAAGAGUUUGGAAUCAGUGGAUCAGAUGCUUCGAACAUAUGUUAUUUGCGCAAUCUUGAUGAUGCGGAUAAGUUAGUGAAUGUGAUGAAAUCAUGUCCUGGUGGAAAUGCUGUCGUCAUUGGUGGUGGCUAUAUAGGAAUGGAGUGCGCAGCAGCAUUGGUUACUAAUAGGAUAAAAGUAACCAUGGUCUUCCCUGAAAGCCACUGCAUGGCCCGUCUAUUUACACCAAAAAUUGCAGAAUAUUAUGAGAACUAUUACACUUCAAAAGGUGUUACCUUUGUCAAAGGAACUGUGCUUACAUCCUUUGAAAAAGAUUCGACAGGGAAGGUGACUUCAGUAAUCCUGAAAGAUGGUAAACACCUUCCUGCCGAUAUGGUUGUGGUUGGUAUUGGCAUCCGUGCAAGCACUGGUCUUUUUGAAGGUCAGCUGUUGAUGGAGCAAGGUGGGAUAAAGGUAAACGGACAAAUGUUAACAAGCGAUGGUUCUGUAUAUGCCGUUGGCGAUGUUGCUGCCUUCCCUAUCAAGCUCUUUGAUGGUGUUAUACGACGGCUUGAGCAUGUUGACUCAGCUCGCAGAACAGCGAGACAUGCUGUUGCAGCCAUCCUGGAGCCUUCAAAAACUAAGGACAUCGAUUACCUGCCAUUCUUCUACUCCAGGGUCUUCACAUUAUCCUGGCAAUUCUAUGGGAACAAUACCGGAGAAGUGGUUCACUUUGGAGACUUCACAAACAGCAGCCCAAGGUUUGGUGCCUAUUGGGUUGAUAAAAGCCGGAUUAGGGGUGCAUUUCUUGAAGGUGGAAGUCGAGAAGAAUACGAGGCGAUAUCGAAUGUUGUUCGGCGUAAAGCUAAGGUUAUAAACAUUGCUGAACUUGAAAAGCAAGGUCUGAUGUUUGCCAUUCAAGAAAGCCAGAAGGACUUGCCUGAUGGUGGGCUUGCUCUUGGUGAAAAGCCUACAUAUGUAUGGCAUGCAACGGCUGGUGUCAUUGCAGCUGCGUCCAUUGCUGCAUUUGGUUAUUGGUACGGCAGGAAACGCCGUAGGUGGUGAAAAAUCUGGGAGCGACUCAUUCCUUUUGCAAAUUCAUCGUCUCCUGUGCCUACAUAACUGAUGGACUAAAGUUACUCAGAGAAAAGUCCUGUAUAACCUGUAUCAGAGAAAAAAAUCAUGUACAAUCUGUAUGAAAGUAUCAUCUUUGUACCAAAUGUAAACAAAUACACAGAUCCCAUAAUAUAUAUUGUUUAAUGAAAUGGUAUGCUGUUAUGAAA